Molecule: messenger RNA, 2091 nt
Organism: Larimichthys crocea (large yellow croaker)
Lineage: Eukaryota; Metazoa; Chordata; Actinopteri; Sciaenidae
Gene: ccdc78
Product: coiled-coil domain containing 78
Exons: 14
Coding region: 385-2067 (560 amino acids)
Cellular component (GO): cytoplasm
Source: RefSeq, a predicted model, not a curated record
UGUUUUUCAGGCUAAAAUAAAAACUAACUUUCAAUCACAUGAGCAAUAAUUUAACGUAGUACAGUUUAAUUUUUGUGAGAAAUGUGGGGAAACCCUAACACUGAACGCUAUCCUUUCAGCUAACUUUCCACAACAUUAUCUAGUUUGAAGUUAGUUACCAGAGGAGGGUUGAAAUGAUUUUUCUAAAUUAUUAACUUAAGAGUUGAAUUUGUGUUGGUAAAACGUUUACAUAAAUAGUAGCCAGUCUUCAGUAUAAAAUAAGAAAUACACAAAAAAGUGUGAGUGAGUGUCCACACCAGUUGUGUCUGUGUUGUCGAUGGCCAUGGUAACAUAUUGUUUGUGGAUACAGUAAGCCACGUUCAUUUGAGCAGCCGUUCACAGUGAAUGAAGAUGGACAUACAGGACCAGCUGACUCCUGUUGAACUUCAGGAGCGUCUUCAAGCUCUCACAGAAGAAAAUUUGCACCUGCGAGACAAAAAUGAACGCCUUUACACCAAAAUGGGCUACCUGGAGAGCAGACUGGGCCACCUGGCCAACUCCAGCACAGAUCUAUCCUGCAGGCUGGUCCAGAGUGAAGAGGAAAAACUGAAGAUAUCUAAGGAGCUUGUGGAGGAGAAAAUUCAAACAAAUAAGAUGAGAGAGCAUUUUGAAGAAGAGACGUUUGAGCUGAAAAACAAGAUACUGAACCAAGAUGCUGUAAUAACGGAGCUCGAGAUGGAACGAGACAAUCUACUCCGGGAACUCCAGUCAGCUGAGGCUCGUCUGAAAGUGGGAGAGAAGAGCGGCCAAGGCCUGUCAGAGGAGUAUGCCACACUGAAGAAGAACUACCAAACUCUGGCUGAGGUGCAUGCUAAUGAGCUGGCACAGAGUGAAGAGCUGAGUGCCGAGCUGCUGGCACUGGCCCAGGCCCAGGACACCCUCCGUAGGCAGCUGCAAGAGCAGCAGCAGAGUGUGAAGACUACCACUCAGGGCCUGCACGGUGAGCUGGACAGGGUGCGGGCCUUGAUCAGCAGCAUGUCACAUAACAGAGUCAAGCUUGAAGAUCUGGCAGCACUGGACAAGGAGCAAAAAUCUAUGGAACAAACUCUGCUUGGAAACCAAGAUGAGAUCAGAGACAUGCUGCAGAAAAUGAAGAACAGCUACGAGGAGCAGCAGAGGAAACUGGAGGAGAAAGUGGUGGCGAUGGGUAAAGAGCACCAGGAGAACAAGAGAGCGAUCCGUAAUAACCAGCAGGAGCUAUCUGAGCAGAGUGCGGCCCUGAUGUGCUCUCAGAGCCAUGUAAAGGAGGUGGAGGAGGAGAACUCAAAGCUGCAGCUUCGAGUCAAAGAGCUGAACGAGGAGUACCGUGCAAGGCUUGUGUGCUAUUUACAGGACUUAUCUGAGUACAUUGAUGGACUUGGAGAAGAUAAAAGCCCUCCAGAGACUUCUAAGAUGAGGGUUUUUGUGGACAGCAUGCUCCAGGAUGUUCGUUCGUCCUACAGGGCCAGGGAGGAACAGCUCGCUACCGCUGCUCGCUCUUAUAAGAAGAGAUUUCAGAAGAUCACCAAGACCCAUCAUGCUCUCCUUAUUGCAUACAGAGUUCAGAGGGAGCAGAUCAUGGCCACACCAGGGAGCAGCCUUGACCCUGGACCCCCAGAAGCUCACUUCAGCCUGGACCCCGCUGAGCUCAGAGAUGAAACUGAGAAAGAGCUCCAGCACCUUCGUCAGGACAAGGCGAGGCUGGAGGGUCAGCUGCAGGCGGCCCGGGAGCAGGUGGCUCUCCUCAAAAUGCCCGUUCAAAAUUUAAGCCAUCAGGAGCCGGCAAAACUGGAGCAGAUACGUGAGGAAUCCUGGUCGGACAUACAGAAACAGCUGAAGGAGAUGACAGACUCUACACUGGUGGGCUUUGAGAAGGAGCGGGCCCUGCUCAUCACCAGGGCAACCGUCGCCGAGGCACAGGUGUCAGAGUUGCAGGAUUACAUUGACAACCACCUGGUUAGGUAUAAAGAGGAGAUCUCACGUCUCUGCAGACUGCAUGGGAUUCAGGAGGCGGGGCGUUCCCAAAGUGCUAACUCAUCCCUGCGUUAAGAAAACCUAAACCUUAAACCUAAU